This is a messenger RNA of Tachysurus fulvidraco (yellow catfish), 4197 nucleotides long. RefSeq lists its product as uncharacterized. NCBI's taxonomy places the organism in Eukaryota, Metazoa, Chordata, Actinopteri, Siluriformes, Bagridae. The record is from RefSeq and is a predicted model, not a curated record. Bases 641 to 1171 code for a protein of 176 amino acids. The transcript is spliced from 6 exons.
GACUAGCAGCUGAAGCUCAAACCGCCUACUAACAUACUAAGCAGUGUGUGUAAAACAGUUGGUCAGCAUAUGUAGCGCACUAGUUUUACAUACUUUGUAGAGUGGUAGUAUACUUUAUCAGACGUAGCCUGUAGUCAAGGCUUGUAGCAUCCAUAUGACGGUUUAUGUUUAUUCAGGAAUAGAGGAAUUACAGGUAGAAUAACGAGGAAAACACCAGGCGGUGUUGAGUAGAGGAUAAUUAGGGAUUAAGUGGUUGUUUCUGAUCAAAAGCUGUUUUAUAUAAAAUUAUUAUAGCUUCGCUGAGCACUUUUUCCCUGUUGAGGCGAAACCGAGAAGGAAGACGAUCCACUUUUUCUCACUUUCAGUGCUGUUGUCAUUUAAUCUGCCUCUCUACUGUACCUGAUGAUAAGGCCUUUUUUCUGCGUACUCUCUUUCCUGGGUACAGCAUCACCCCUGGCGCUGGCACUUUCUCACCCUUAUACCUAAUACCCACAUCCUGUCACAACGCCCAGUUCUGCCCAGCUGCCUAAGGGAGGGUGACAAGGGGAAGUUAACUAUGCAGAGAGGAUGGUGAACAUAAUGGCUGAGGAGUGACCCAAACAAUCACCUCCAUCACCACCAACUUCUCCAUCCCAGGGCCAUGUCUCUGACAACUGUCAAACCUAAUUUCUUCAGUUCAUCCUUAGAGUAUACCCCAGUCUCCGUUCGUACAUUUGUUCCUACUCUUUCCAACCCUGUCAUCAUCAGUUCAGUGGAGAGCAAGACAGUGCAGGACAAUGCAACCUAUAGAGCUACAUUCUCCACCAUUACUGUACCAUCCAAUGAGACGGGCUUCAACUCUACACAGCUCCCUAUUGCAUCGGUGGAUGGUGCUGGCAUGGGCAUGGUCCUCAUGCCCUUUGGCAUAAUCAGUAUUGUCGGGCUGGCUGUUGUUGUGAUGCUGUACAUAAGGAAAAAGAAAAGAUUGGAGAAGUUAAGGCACCAGCUGAUGCCCAUGUAUAACUUUGACCCAGCCGAGGAGCAGGACGACCUGGAACAGGAACUUCUGGACCACGGCCGAGAUGGCAGCCCGGCAGGACCAAAUUCCAAAACUUUGACAGCGGGUCAGGCUGGCGCUCAGGUAGCAAGUCGACUGGUCUUUACGGACGUUGCCGAUGCUAUGAAUGUAUGAUGUCACUCCUGCGACAUAAAUAAAGAUUUCAGAAAACCUCCAAGGACAUCAUGGAGACAACAGAAAUGUUCCAGCUCCAUAUUUUUACACUUGGCUGGAAUCAAAUUUAGCAAUUGUUUGUAGAUUAUAAAGGAAGUUCCAAACUAUGUCUAGGAGUCUGGUAAGGUUAAGUUACAUAUGCUGUAUUAAAAGGAAAUGGCAUUUUUGUACACUUUUUAGGAAAUCCUAUUGAAUUUCUUUCCAUUGGCCUUUUUUAAGUGGAUUGUUUCAGACCAUGUUUAACACUAUAUCCAGUUAUUACAGAUACAUAAAAUGUAUGUUUACAUAUGUGCUUUUUGAGGUGUUCAUUACAGAAGUUUCCUAGUAGUUGCUUUUAAUUUUUGUUCAGAAAUACAGUAGUAUUUGCAUGCACAUUUAGAAUCCACAUGUACACAAUCACUACAGCACACAAUUCAAAUGCUCCAGUUAUAUAUAAAUUCAGUUUAGCUUGAUGUAAAGUCUAUGGUAAUGUUAUUAUGUCUAACAAUGGACAUGGUAACGAAGCAGCAGUACAUGGUUCCGUCAGGACUUUCAAAGACAUUAUUGCAAACUUGUAUUGCUAUUCAGUGGAGCAUACAAUUUUUCAAAAUUCCAGCAGAUUUUCUGUAGAUUCAGGCCAAGAUGUGUUGUAUGAUGUCAUCACAAGACACAUUCAUUCAAAAUCUCUUUGGUUCUCAUGCAUCCAGGAUGAGCCAUGAGUCUUUACUGGUAGUAGUUUAAAAGAAGAAUCCUGUGCCUUCACUUUCACCAAUUCAAGAAAAAAAUGGCUGCAGUUCUUGCUAUUACUGAAGAAAACAUUUGCGUGAUGUUGGGUAGUGGGAUUCUAAAUAUUUGUUUGUCUUCAAAUGCACAAGCUGUAUGUUUGAAAGGAUGGUAUAUGAAAUGAUAUUUUCAAUCAUUUUAAUGGAAUAAGCACAGUGCAGUUUUUAUGGUUAUACCAGCAGUUGUUAGAAGUACAGGUGAUGUGUAAGGUUUGAUGAUUAACCAUGAAAUCUUCUCUCCAUAACUGCAAGGCUCAUUUUCAUUACAGUUAAGGGACAUUCUUUCUUCAAGUGUGUAAAAAUAGAGUAAAAGUAGUUGGGAAAUUUGACACACAUUUUCUUUACCGCUACCAUAGCGCAAACCACAGCUUCCCGAACCUUUUACUUCUUAUUUCUCUGCUGUUUGCAUCAUCUUGUUUUUCUCAGGUGCUCUAGACUAUACAAAAAUGUUCUUUUGCCUCAACCAUACCCAGAUCUCAAAUGUACACUUUCGAACUAUAUUUAUAGAAAGAGAGGCAAUUCCUAUUAUAUACAAGCUCUCAAUUAUAACAAAGGGAGAAAGGUUAUUUAACCUGAAAGGAAGCAUCACUGAGAUCUGAAGUUUUCUACAGAAAAAAAAAACAUCUUCAGAUCUGCGUCAGUGCUACAGACACAGACCAAAAUGAUUUUCAAAGUAACCGUAACAUCAGUUCAUGGCCAUGUUUAAACCAGGGUGAAUUAAAAAAAAUAAACAAAAUCAAACAAUCAAAGAUCCAAUAAGAAUAACAUGAUAACUAAAAUAAUUAAUCCCAUCUAUGUAGUUACAUAUAUAUAUAUAGUAUAGGCAAUGUUUGUUUUCAGAAGGAGUUUAAAAUGAAUGGAAAUUAUGGGGCAUUAUUUUCAUGUUUCUAGUACAUUCUUGUGCACUUGCCCUGAAAUGUGCUUCCUUCCUUCUCUUACUCCAGAGUGUGGGUGCUGUGUUUGCUUUCUUGCACAACAAGGGGUGUAAUAGUUCGUUUCGAACAUUUUUUAGAAAAUUCUCUCGAGGGAAAGAGAAAAGUCAUUUACAGUAUAUGUUAUGUACGUCUGUAUUAGUACUGUAUGUGUGUGUGCGCGCGUGUGUGUGUGUACAUGAGCUAUUAUGGACUGUUUGACUAAUUGUCUGUAGCAGUGUUCUACACUCUUCAAAACCAGCAGAAUUACAAAAAGUUUGUAAUGUGUGUGACCUGUGAUUAACAUGACUAUAAAUAAAAGCAAAUAAAUGCAUGUGGACUGUUUUAAUUCAACUUAUUGAAAUGUUUUAUAAAAUCACAACUCCAUUUAGGGAUAUUCCUAUUUCAUUUUUCAUUCAUUCAUUUUUUUUUCAUGACAAAGUCACAAUACAGCACAGUAUAAUUCAUUCAUUUGUUUCAAGGCUCCUUUGUUCACUACUUUAGCAAUGAGGACUCUCAAGAUGCUUUAAACCGAGGUAAAUUAAUAGACGUCGCCGUUUAGAAGAGUUCCUGAGGCAUUGCAUUUUAAUUGUUUUGUGUGUAUGAGAAACAUCAAUUGACUCAAUUGCAGAUGAACACAUACAGCAUUAUGCACUUAUCCUCUUAACUGAGGUUCACAAUAAUACAACAGCUUAAGAUAUCUUUCUGAUGCAUGGAUAGUAGAAGCUAUAUACUGUAAUUAAUGAGGUGAUGCAUAAAACUGAGGUAAAGUAUAAAGUCUUCAGUUCUUAUUGACCUAAUUUUUUAUCCAUCCAUCUAUUGUCUGUAGCACUUAUAUUACACAGGGUCACAGGGAACCUGGAGACCAUCCUAGGGGACUCUGGCCACAAGGCAGAAGACACUUGUGGCAAAAAAAAAAAAAAAAAGCAUGGGCAAAUUUGUGAUGCCAAUCAGCCUACAACACAUAUCUUUUAGACUGGGAUAAGAAACCAGAAUACCCAGAGGGAACCCCUGAAGCACAAGGAGAACAUACAAACUCCACUUACACACACAUGGCAAUUGUAGUAAUCAUACAGACAACCUUAGAGGGGAAAGGCAAAUGUGCUUCAAGGAAAUCUGGCAAUUUCUUAUUUCUUAUAAAAUUAUUAUUAUUAUGUAUAAUCAGGUGAGGCUCUGGAUCUGUUGCAUUUCUGAUCAAGACAAAGCAAUUACAGAAGAUGAACUAAUGUAACAACAUGGAAGAUUCAAGACAGAAAUAAAACAAUAUACAUAUUGUAAAUAAACCAUCCAAAUACAAAAACGGGGGGCACGGUGG